Thermothelomyces thermophilus ATCC 42464 is the source of this 1358-nucleotide messenger RNA. RefSeq lists its product as uncharacterized. Bases 136 to 1254 code for a protein of 372 amino acids. The record is from RefSeq and is a predicted model, not a curated record. NCBI's taxonomy places the organism in Eukaryota, Fungi, Ascomycota, Sordariomycetes, Sordariales, Chaetomiaceae. The transcript has a single exon.
GGAAGCCUGCUUGUCCUUGACAGCUCAGGCUAUUUGAGUCCUCGUGGUAACAUCGAACAGCGAGAACCCAUGGUCUUCUGAGGCACCACACUGUCGACUCUCUGCUCCCUGUAGCCAACUACUGCCCAAAGCAUCAUGACGACCUCCUCAGGACGCAAAGGCUUCUGCGCACGAUGCGGCCAUCCCAUGAAUGGGCAUACCGCUGCAAGGGAAGCCAAAUGCAAAAAAUGCAAAAAAGUGUUCGAUAUUUGCCAGGUAAAUUACCACGGCCUUGGUGGGUAUGAUCCAGAAGGCUGGAGGAUCUGUUACAAGCCGUGUUACUGCGGGGUGAAGUACUACCCAGACAAAGCCCAUUCUGCAAGACCACUGGAGCCUCAUGAGUACAAGCCAGAUCAUCCUGGCUUUCGGCCACUGGAGACAGGGGAGGCAGACAGCACGCUGGACUACAGCAUGACGACGGACUACACAACAGCAGAGCACGGAACGGCAGACUACGGGACGGCGGCAGACUACACCACCACAGAUUAUCCAGUGGGAAGCUCCUAUACCUCGGCAGCCUACAUCGCGGGCACCUACACGACCAGCGCAAACAGCUUGGUCGACGGCGAUCCGGCUACCACCGGGCCUUCUUUGAACGAUGAGAGCCUUUGGAAUCCACCGCAGAGCAAGGCCUGGCAACCUCGCCAACCAGUCCAGGAUUCUAAAGACCCCAUCUCUACCUCUGACACGGCAGCAAGCCCCAACGCGGCGCCAGUGAGACAGAAAAAGGCUCGCCAUGUCCGCUUCGGCUCAGAAGGGUCCGACGAUUCACUCACGAUAGCCGAGCCGCAACUGCGGGCUGUUUCUGAUCUUGCGGAUAUGUUUGCUCAAAUCAAAAUUCGAGAUGACACGGCGUCUGGCAGGUCCUCAGUCCAACAACCUGGUGCCGAUGAUGCCGAAGCCGUUGGUGAACCCAUUUUCGUUGUUACCGAGGUCAAGAAAGGGACCAUCCGUUUUGAAUACCCCAAAGGCCACAAGUUCAAGACCAAUCCCAACGAGUGGCAGGAGGUGACAACGGAAUAUGGUUCAUACGCCUUGUUCACUAGCCCCUCUGGGCAGCAGUUCUACACGACAGAAUUCGGGGCACUUGCACCCACCGAGGGCCAUGCUUCCGGAAGCAAAGGGGCCCAAGGCAAAGCGGAAAAGAAGGGCAAAGAAGCGGCCAAGGGCAAAGGAGAAGAGAAAAAGGAGAAGGAGAAGCCGAGGAAGAAGUAAGGGGUUGGAUGCGGAGCGGAGGGUUAUGCGACAAAAUGCAGGGAACAUGGUUUAGAUGCUGCAUAUGUCUUUCGAGUCUUCAUUCGGGUUUGCGAGCAGGCCAC